Molecule: messenger RNA, 2298 nt
Organism: Botrytis byssoidea
Lineage: Eukaryota; Fungi; Ascomycota; Leotiomycetes; Helotiales; Sclerotiniaceae
Exons: 3
Coding region: 1-2298 (765 amino acids)
Biological process (GO): ergosteryl 3-beta-D-glucoside catabolic process; carbohydrate metabolic process
Molecular function (GO): steryl-beta-glucosidase activity
Source: RefSeq, a predicted model, not a curated record
AUGCCACCACUGCGCUUAACCAUCGAGAAUGGCCUCUUCCGCGAUUCCCAUGGCCGUGAAGUUACCCUUCGUGGAAUAAAUCUUGCUGGGGAUGCCAAGUACCCUAGCAAUCCGAAUCAGCCCUCACAUAUUGUAAAGGACUUCUUCGAUGGAGAUCAAGUCAACUUCCAUACUCGCCCAUUUUCUCCAGAAGACGCACACACUCAUUUGGCGCGAUUAAAACGUUGGGGUUACAACACGAUACGAUAUGUUUUCACCUGGGAGGCAAUAGAAUCGGCAGGCCCAGGCAUAUAUGAUGAAACGUGGAUUCAGCAUACCAUUGAAAUUCUGCGAUUAGCAAAAAGUUAUGGUUUCUAUAUUUUUAUGGAUCCCCAUCAAGAUGUCUGGUCGAGAUUUUCAGGUGGAUCGGGAGCUCCAAUGUGGACUCUCUAUGCUUGCGGACUUGAUCCCAAAAAGUUCGCUGUGACAGAAGCGGCAGUGGUACACAAUACAUAUCCAGAUCCCGAGAAUUUUCCCAAAAUGAUUUGGUCUACGAAUUAUACACGUUUAGCCUGUCAAACGAUAUUUACGUUUUUCUUUGCUGGUCGGGACUUUGCACCUAAAUGCAUCAUUGAUGGUAAGAACAUACAGGAUUAUCUUCAAGAUCACUUCGUAAAUGCUUGCGCCCACCUUGCAAAGCGGAUUCAUGAAGCUGGAGAUCUCGAAAAUGAAGUGGUCAUUGGCUGGGAAAGUAUGAAUGAGCCUAAUCGAGGCUUUGCCGGCUGGUCAGAUUUAUCUAUCAUCCCAAGCGAACAGAAGUUGCAAAAAGGAACUUCUCCGACUGCAUUCCAAGCCAUGUUGACUGGGUCCGGAAGAGCAUGUGAAAUAGCUACAUGGGACUUUGGGGGAAUGGGACCAUACAAAUCUGGCACCACUUAUGUUGAUCCCCAAGGAGAGACAACAUGGUUAUCAGCAGACUAUGACGAAUCAAGAUAUGGCUACAAACGAGAUCCGGGUUGGAAGCUCGGCGAGUGUAUCUGGGCUCAGCACGGCGUAUGGGAUCCAUCAACAGAUACCUUGUUAAAGAAAGAUUACUUUAAAAAGAAUCCUCGAACAGGGCAAGAACUUAGCUAUGAAGAGUUUACAAACUCAUACUUUAUGGAUUACUACCGCAAACACCGGGAUGCCAUCAGAGCUCAUCAUAAAGACUCAAUCUUGUUUUGUCAGCCGCCAGUAUUGGAAAUUCCCCCGUCAAUCAAAGGUACCAAAGACGACGAUCCUCUUAUGGUCUAUGCGCCUCAUUACUAUGAUGGAGUCACGCUUAUGACCAAAAAAUGGAAUCGUCACUGGAAUGUUGAUGUUUUCGGCAUCUUGCGAGGUCGUUAUUGGACACCGGCCUUGGCUAUAAAGAUUGGAGAGACAGCAAUUAGGAAUUGUUUCAAAGAUCAGCUUGCAGCGAUCAAGAAAGAGGGUGAAGACUAUAUGGGAAAUCAUCCAUGUGUUUUGACAGAAUUUGGUAUUCCUUACGACAUGGAUGAUAAGUAUGCUUACAAAACUGGUGAUUAUUCUAGUCAAUCAGGGGCAAUGGAUGCAAAUCACUUUGCCGUAGAAGGAAGUGCUAUGGCAGGUUAUACCCUAUGGCUUUAUAUGUGCGAGAAUAAACAUUCUCUCGGCGACCAAUGGAAUGGCGAGGAUCUUUCAAUUUUUUCCUUGGAUGAUUUACCACUACCACUCGACGCCAACCUUUCAUCACCCAGCGAUUCAAGUACAUCACUAGUAGACCACACAGCUGGACCCAAUACCAAGAAACAAAACUCAGACGAGUCAACUGUCAAUCCAGGUAAUUUGAAAGCAACAUUGAAAACUCCCUCAAUUUUGUCGAAGCAAACUGAUAGCCCUCCUGAACUCACCACUUCCCCUGGUUACCGAGCCGCCGAGGCCUACAUUCGUCCGUCCCCCAUCGCAACAGUUGGUAGGGUUUUGAACUACGGAUUCGAUCUUCGAAAGUGCACCUUCACAUUGCGAAUUCAUGCCGGCCAAGCAACAUCCGAAGAUACGCCCACCGAGGUCUUUCUCCCCGAAUUCCAUUUCCCAAAAGAUAAAUGCGACGUUGAAGUUAGCGCGGGGAAGUGGACAAUUAGUACGGAUGAUGCGGAUGGAGGGUUGAUUCAAAGACUUAGAUGGUGGCAUGCAGAAGGUGAAAACUCAAUCAAAGUCACGGGGGUCAUAAGUAAACAGAAUGUGAAUACGGGGGAAGAAGAUGAUGAGGGUUAUUAUAAAAAUAUGCUGGGGUUUGCGAAGACUUGCGCGUUGAUGUAA